AUGGAGACCCAAAUUCAACAAUUGCUUCAGGCGAUAACCGCCAUGAUGACCACGAUGCAACAGCAGCAACAGCAAAUCGCAGCAAAUCAACAAACGAGCAGUACCAACGUCAACAUAAUUUCAACCUUCGAAGCAUUCGAUCCAAAAGUAGAACCAUUUAAAACAUAUAAAGAGCGCCUGGAAAACCAUUUCCAUAUUAGAAAAAUUGUUGGAGAUAAAGAUAUGUGUGCAAAAUUGCUUCUACAAUACAUUGGACCAGCGACGUAUUCACGUUUAGCAACUUUGGCAUCACCUAAAAACAUAAAUGUGCUGAAAUAUGAUGAAAUAAUAGCAUUACUGGAAAAACACUUCUGUCCAGCAAGGAACGUUUUGGUAGAGCAACACAAAUUUCUUUGUGAAAUUCAGAAUAGCGAGCAGUCUCUGACAGAUUUCGUAGUUACUCUACAGAAAAGAGCAAUGGAAUGUGAGUUUGUAUGCGAAUGUGGGAAGUCUAUCUCAGAUAUUUUUCAAAGAUCCCAACUAAUCAGAGGGAUACGCGAUGGGCAUAUUAGAGAACAGCUUCUACAAAACCCGAAGGCAACAUUCAAGCAAAUAGUUGAAAAAGCAACAACGUUGGAAGCCGCUAAAAUAAAUAAUAACGUGAUUGCAAACCAAACCGGCUCAACAAGUGAUGUGCAGCAAAUCCGUCAACAUGUUGGUAAGAAUAACUAUCGUAGCAAUAGAAAUCGUAAUCGAAGUUGGUCCCGAAAUAAAAACUCGAAGUCAUCAACAAGAGUUAACUACAGCGAAUUGGGGAUAGAAGGUUUGUGUCUAAGAUGCGGCCGUAGUAAUCACUUAUCGAAGGAAUGCAAUAUAGAUAAAAGCAAGUUAAAAUGUAAUUCAUAUGGCAAGACUGGUCACCUGCAGAAAGUAUGUAUUCAAGAUAAAAUGAAGCAAAAGAAAUCGAAAAAUGUAAACAAUAACGCAGCUACAUCAAAUGCAAUUGAAUCCUACACAACAGAAGAGGAAUAUUAUGGUGUAAAUCAAGUUAUCGAUAUUUAUGAGCAAAGUGCUGCAAAAAGUUCAUCUAUAGAUGCAGAAAAAUUUUAUACAGAUGUUUUAAUUAAUGGAAGAAAACAAAACUUCGAAGUUGACUCAGGUGCCGGCUACACGUUGCUGCCGGAAAAUCAAUUUAUGAAAUUAAAUAUCAAGACACCGCUAAGAAAAACAAAUAUUGCUUUCCGAGUCUAUACAGAUGAUCUUUUUGUGCCAAUUGGAGUCGUAACUGUGGACGUAAGUUACAAAAAUAGAAAAUCCAAAGAAGACUUGUAUAUUGUGUCAUCAAAACGUACCGCAUUAUUAGGUCGUGUAUGGAUACGUCAUUUAAAAAUUAAUCUACACGAAAUCGAUAAAGACAGUUCUAAAAAUGAUACUAGCAACAACAACAUAAAUUCUAUAUCGGAAAUCGAGCAGCAAUUUUCAGAAAUUUUCGAAGAAAGAGUCGGUAGCAUUCCGGACUUGGUCUGUAGUCUAAAAUUACGACAGGGAGCAAAACCCGUGUUCUUAAAAGAAAGGCAGGUUCCUUUUGCGCUACGCGAAAAAGUGGAACAUGAGCUUGAUAAUUUGGAGCGAGACGGUAUAAUUACAAAAGUUAAUACAAGCAAUUGGGGUUCACCAUUGGUGGUAAUACCAAAACCUGACGGUAACGUGCGACUAUGCGUGGACUACAAAGUAGCUGUUAAUCCUCAACUGGAAGCCGCACAUUAUCCAAUCAAAAGAGUCGACGAAAUUUUCAACACAUUAAAGAACUCAAAAUAUUUUUGUAAACUAGACUUAUACAAGGCGUAUCUUCACGUACGAGUGGAUGACGAUAGCAAAGAAGUGCAAACUAUUUCAACACACCGAGGUACGUACCAAAUGAAUCGUUUAUCUUUUGGAAUUAAAACUGCCCCAAGUGAGUUUAACCGUAUUCUAGACCAAAUAUUGCAAGGCCUCGAUGGUACAAUCGCAUAUUUCGACGACAUAAUUAUCCAUGGUGGUGAAAGAAUGUGA
Messenger RNA from Rhagoletis pomonella (apple maggot), 2031 nucleotides. RefSeq lists its product as uncharacterized. The record is from RefSeq and is a predicted model, not a curated record. Bases 1 to 2031 code for a protein of 676 amino acids. The transcript has a single exon. Lineage: Eukaryota; Metazoa; Arthropoda; Insecta; Diptera; Tephritidae. Gene Ontology annotation, molecular function: nucleic acid binding; zinc ion binding.